AUGCAUUUGUGUGGGCAUCCACGAAUGCAAUCAACAGUUACCAAACUGUUUCUCCUCAUCUUCAUCUCCCUUUCUUCCUUCAAACGAUCUACAACUGCCUCGGGUCGCAAUGCCAAGGCCGCCUUCAAGAGGCAGACGGACAGGCCACCCUCACGUCAACAUGCCAACAAACGUAAACGACUCGGGCAUUUCGGACCCACCAAUCAGAAAGCGGAGCCUUCUUCGAGGAGCCGACUUAAAGAGGCAGAAAACAUGUCCGAAAAUGAAGCAGGUAAGUGUACAGUCAGCAUUUUCAAAUUCUUCUUCUGUACUUACAAUUUCAUGCUUGUUUGGGACAUAAAUAAGACUUCUAGUCACCACCCUAGGCCGCAUAAGCCGAUAAAAAUGAACCGAAAGUGUAAUUUUCCCAAAAAUUAG
Molecule: messenger RNA, 417 nt
Organism: Protopolystoma xenopodis
Lineage: Eukaryota; Metazoa; Platyhelminthes; Monogenea; Polystomatidea; Polystomatidae
Source: the annotation of a GenBank genome assembly